Populus euphratica (Euphrates poplar) is the source of this 2502-nucleotide messenger RNA. Its product is annotated as rhamnogalacturonate lyase B-like. Lineage: Eukaryota; Viridiplantae; Streptophyta; Magnoliopsida; Malpighiales; Salicaceae. Gene Ontology annotation, molecular function: carbohydrate binding; catalytic activity. Gene Ontology annotation, biological process: carbohydrate metabolic process. The record is from RefSeq and is a predicted model, not a curated record. The coding region runs from base 288 to 2381 and encodes 697 amino acids. The transcript has 16 exons.
UAUAAAAUAAAAAGAGUGGAGGAGACGCUUGCCAAAUAAUCCCUUUUUCUCUUCCCUCCUCUACCAUUGCCAUUGCCAUUGCCAUUGCAUAGGCUAGCGACGCGACACUUGCCAAAUCAUCACCAACCAAUUACGGUUAACUGGGGAAAGGGUACUUUUGAUAUUAGAUCAUGGAACAACAAUCCAAUUCCUCCUUUAACAUUCCACCCCUGCCACUGCCGCCAUCCAUUAAUUAUUACCACCAAAUUCACCACCGCCGAUCGUUGACUUGCCUUUUGUGUGCCUAAAUGUGGAAAAGAUUGCACAGUUUUGCUGGCUCUCUCCGUGACUUUGGCGGAUGCACGCGUCACAACAACGGCGCUUCCUCCUCUUGUCAAAAUCCUGGAGGUGGAGAUUUGGAUCUUGGUCAAAGAGCUUCAAGAGUUAACAAGGGUGGUCCCACCAUGCCAUUUCAGGCAGUGCGAUUGUAUAUUCAAGAUCACCAUGUGGUGAUGGAUAAUGGCAUAGUACAAGUUACCUUAUCGAAACCAGCUGGAAUUGUUACCGGGAUACGAUAUGAUGGCAUCGACAAUUUGCUUGAAGUUCUCAAUCGUGAAACAAAUAGAGGGUACUGGGAUCUUCACUGGAAUCCACCUGGAGGCAAGGGAAUAUUUGAUGUGAUUAGUGGAACAAGAUUCAGGGUCGUAGUGGAAAAUGAUGAUCAGGUUGAGCUCUCAUUUACAAGAAUGUGGGAUUCCUCACUUGAAGGCAAAUACAUUCCCUUGAAUAUAGAUAAAAGGUUUAUAUUGCUACGUGGUUCCUCAGGCUUCUACUCAUAUGCCAUUUACGAGCACUUGCAGGAAUGGCCUGGUUUUGAUAUUGGCGAAACAAGGAUUACUUUUAAACUCCGGAAAGACAAGUUUCAGUACAUGGCCAUAGCAGAUAACAGGCAAAGAUUGAUGCCCCUACCAGAUGAUCGCUUGCCAAGAAGAUGUCAAGCCCUGGCUUAUCCAGAAGCUGUGAUGCUUGUUAAUCCCAAACUGCCAGAGCUCGCAGGAGAGGUGGAUGACAAGUACCAAUAUUCAUGUGAAAACAAAGAUAAUCAAGUCCAUGGGUGGAUAUGCUUCAAGCCUCCAGUGGGGUUCUGGCAAAUCACACCAAGUGAUGAAUUCCGAACUGCUGGGCCCCUGAAACAGAACCUGACUUCUCAUGUUGGCCCCACCACUCUUGCUAUGUUUCAUAGUUCACAUUAUGCGGGAAAAGAGCUGGUACUGAGUAUAAGCCCUGGUGAACCAUGGAAGAAAGUUUUUGGCCCUGUUUUUAUCUAUCUUAAUUCUGCAUCAAAUGGAGAGGACCCUCUCUUUCUUUGGGAAGAUGCUAAAGUGCAGAUGAUGGCUGAAGUCCAAAGCUGGCCAUACAGCUUCCCUGCUUCUGAGGAUUUCCAAAAGUCAGAACAACGAGGGAAUGUUUGUGGAAGACUACUAGUCAAAGACAGGAAUACAAGUGAUGACUAUAUACUAGCAAAUGGUGCUUAUGUGGGGUUGGCCCCACCAGGAGAUGUUGGAUCAUGGCAAACAGAAUGCAAGGACUACCAAUUCUGGACCAGAGCAGAUGAGAAUGGCUAUUUCUCUAUUAAAAACAUACGCACUGGGGACUACAAUCUUUAUGCAUGGGUCCCUGGAUUUCUUGGAGAUUACAGAUGGGAUGCUAUCGUGAACAUAAUUUCUGGUUGUGAUAUGGAUAUGGGUGAUCUUGUGUAUGAGCCUCCAAGAGAUGGGCCCACACUCUGGGAAAUAGGCAUCCCUGACCGUUCCGCUGCUGAGUUCUACAUUCCAGGUCCUGAUCCAAAGUUUAUGAAUAAUCUAUAUGCCAAUCAUCCUGACAGAUUUCGGCAGUAUGGUUUGUGGGGCAGAUAUACAGAUCUGUACCCCGAUACAGAUUUGGUUUACACAGUCGGUCUCAGUGACUACAGAAAAGACUGGUUCUUUGCUCAGGUUGUCAGGAGAAAAGACAAUGAUACACAUGUAGGAACCACAUGGCAAAUCAAGUUCGAACUUGACAAAGUGGAUCGGAACAGUAGCUACAAAUUGAGAGUGGCAAUUGCAUCUGCAACCCUAGCAGAAUUGCAGGUUCGUGUUAAUGAUGCAAAUGCACAACGUCCGCUAUUUACAAGCGGAUUGAUAGGGAGGGACAACGCAAUUGCUAGACAUGGGAUUCAUGGGCUCUACCGGCUGUAUAAUGUGAAUAUUCCAGGAGCUCGGCUAGUUGAAGGCGAGAAUACCAUCUUCCUGACGCAGCCCAGAUGCACCAGCCCUUUCCAGGGUCUCAUGUAUGACUACAUACGUCUAGAAGGUCCUCCUUUUUCUGGAUCCAGUAAUGAAGCUUCAAGUUCGUUUAAGUAAAAUAUCCAGUUAGGGUUGUGAUCGGAUUAGAUGUAUAUUCCAAUAUCAAUUCGUAAACACUGUUGCACAAAGAAAUUCUCUGCGAGAUCCAUGAAUCAAUGAUCGUGUGCCCAUUCCUCCU